Drosophila subobscura is the source of this 3176-nucleotide messenger RNA. RefSeq lists its product as uncharacterized. Gene Ontology annotation, molecular function: protein binding. The record is from RefSeq and is a predicted model, not a curated record. Gene Ontology annotation, biological process: cilium assembly; cilium movement. The transcript has 8 exons. Gene Ontology annotation, cellular component: extracellular exosome; motile cilium. Lineage: Eukaryota; Metazoa; Arthropoda; Insecta; Diptera; Drosophilidae. Bases 21 to 3047 code for a protein of 1008 amino acids.
AAAACACAAUUUAAUGAAAAAUGCCACCAAAACAACAAGCGAGCACGCGCAAAAGCAUCGAAUCGUUGGAAUCUGAUGCCUCUGUCCAUCCAGAGCCGCCAAAUGUGUUUUUGUAUAUUCAACUGGCAGGGAUAUGCCUCAAGAGCCUGCCCAUCACGAUCCAUCCGUUGGAGUUGCACCUACAGCAGGGCGACAGUUUGAUCAUCAAGUGCGCGGAGCAACACAACACUGACGGCGUUAUACGGCAGAGCGAGUUCGAUGCGAGGCCCACGUUCACAUUGAUCUUUCAGCAGGACAAUUUGGAGCGCAUUAACCAUGCGGCCGACAAUCCGCUGCUCAUUCGGUUGUACAUGCGAGAGAGCGAGUCAUCGGAGCUGCAGGAGGAGGAGGAGCCCGGCCAGGGUUUUUCAGCGUCGAGCAGUUUGGAGCAAUCUGACACUGAGCGCGAGGAGCUAAAUUAUUAUCCCGUAAAGGAGGAGCUGGUGCUGCUUUGCGUUGGAUAUUUGGAUGUGAUUAAACUUUUUGGACAUCAUCGCAGCAUGAUCAAGGAGUGUCUCUACCUCUACCCACUGCCCAAUGUGCCCAAUGAGCUGCGCACCACCGUGCACACCGAGUGGGACCUCUACACACUGCUGCCCAUAGCCAAGGAGCUGACGUUCACCAACAUGGCCUUCAUAACGUUUGAGUCCAUCUAUAAUCUGAAGGAGGAGUACCUGCUGGAUGUGUCCUCCAUGUGGCUAAGGAUUAGCUUUCGCUCCAAGCAGCCCAAUGAGCGGAAAGAGCACCAAAUGAUUCCCCUCUGUGAGUUUGUGGACCUGGAACAGGCCUGCAUAGGCAAGCAGUACGUGUACCACGUGUUUGAGUCCUUCCGCAAGACCAUUCCAGAGCACAGGACGACCGGCCUGAAGUCCACCAUGGAGGUGGAAAUGCACAAAAUCUUCUCACAGCUGUCCCUGUCCGAGGGCAUGGAGGUGGACUUUGGCGUGAUUGACAUCGCCUUCGAUGAGGCAAUCGUUUGCAAUGGCUUCCAUCGCUAUAUACUCACCAAGGAGCUGUCGGAUAAGCUCUCCAAUGCCAUAAUCUAUCAGCAGUAUGACCUGGCAGUGGAAGUUUUCCAGGCAAACUCCCAACGAGUGUUUUAUGGCAUACUAGAUCCAUCCAUAAUGGUGUUUCCAGGCGUUCAAACAAUGCGCUUUGCCGUCAAGCUGGACUACGUGGGCAAGCGCAAGUCCCGCCAAGCCAAGCGACAGACCAUCGUCAGCAUUCAGAGUCAGCGCAGUGGCAAGAGCGAGGCCUCGCACAUGAUGCCCACAUUUGCCAUUGUCAAGCUGUGUCUGCUCGCGCCCAUCAGCGCCAUUUAUCAGGAGUUGAAAGUCUUUCGCGAGAGCUUCAUCAGCCAGAACCGUUUGCUCUUCUGCGAACAGUCGUACAAGGAGCCCAAGCCGCUCGAUCUACCGGAGAUACAGCGCGAAUCUUAUGCACGUUUUGACAAUUUUAUACGCGAAACGAUUACCUAUAUUGUGAACAAGAAUGUCAAAGCGUUGGAGGAUCGCAAGUCGCACUUUUGCUGCGAUAUUCACAAUCUGACAAACAUUCUGCUGAAGCUGGUGGGCAGCGAUUUUAAUACGCGCACACCCACCAAAACUAAUGUGGAGUUUAAGAACCUCUGCGCCGCGGCCUACAAUGAGCUGGAGCAUCGUAUCUAUCGUAUAAUGAACAAAGUCGAAGCAGAGGGCUUUGAGAAUUUCGUUGUGCAUCCACAAAUACAAAUGGAUCAAAUUAUUGAUCAUUUGAAUGCGAUCAAGCUGCUGCAUGCUGUCAAGGAUGAUCGCAUGGCCAAGUUUGUGCUGGAGAAGGCUACCAAGGAAAAAUCCAACGAUGAGCGUUUAAAUUUCUUUAUGGUCAUCGCGCACAUGGAACGUCUCGAGUAUGCGGAGGCCAAAGCUUACUUCAGCUCGCACAGCUAUCGAGUGCCCGAAAGCUAUGAAUAUUUUGCCGACUGGAUCAAGCUCUACAUCAGCUACCUGGACACCCGCGAGGAUCCUCAAGCGGCAGCCAACAGCACCGAGUGCCUGAUGCGCAGUCUUAUACGCUUCUCGAAAGCAAAUCCCUUACAGCAUGAUGGUUGGAUCUUGCUCUAUUGCUACUACAAGAAAUUCAACUACGAGCCAGGCUGUGCCUAUGCCCGCUGGCAUUUCGAGGAGCAGCUCAAGCAGGGCCGCUCGGGCUCCUCCACUGCACCCUACAGCAUGUGGGGCAUCUUCUUGAGCAUUUAUCCAGAGUUCACCACGACACGCGGCUCAAUAUUCUUUGAGGUUUUCCGCAUAUUCGUGCGUUUGGGGCUGUAUGAGUUUGCUCAAGUUGUCUUCGCGGUGGUGGAGAAUCAAUGCUCUGAGGCAAAUCGUUAUUUGAUCAACACACAGCUGAAAAUAUUGCUCAAACAAUUGGAUGAGAAGUUCGUUGUACGCAGUUUUAGCUACGGGAAUGAUGAGAAAAUGGCCGCUUUGAACGCCCAACUCAAUGGCAAUGUGGAGUAUUAUCGUGGCAAUUUGGAGCAGGCUGCCAGCUUCUAUGCUUUGACUCUACAGCUUCCUGUUAUCGAUGAGAAUGAGCGAGAUUAUUUUGUGGUUAGCAAACUUCGUUUGGGUUACAUUGCCUACGAAACGUGCGACUACCAAAAGGUCAUUGAUUCGCUCAACUUUCCAUACAUUGGCAAGCUGCUGCCCAUGGUCUCCAGCUACCUGAUGGGCAAGGCCUACUACAAGCUGAACAAACUCGAGUUGGCUUUGGCGUGUUUUGCCAGCUGCACCAAGCUGCAGAAUCAUGUGCCCAGCAUUUGGGGCUUCCUGGCGCUCAUCAACCUACGUCUGGGUGAGAACUUUAAGGCCUUGGAGUGCUGGAAAUAUGCCAAGAUUGAUCCGCUUGUCGCCAUCGAUGAUGAGAUGAUCUUUGAGGAGCUGUCAGCCAUUGACUGCGACUCCAUUGACUUGUACAUCGAUGCGCCCGGCCCCAACACCGAGGUAUCCUUUAGGGACAAAGAACGCUGAGUCCAUGAGUCGCCUUUUUGUGUAUUUUAUUUUACAUAAAUCUGUGAAAAAGUUUCCUCUCUGCUGGCUUGGCACCAAUUCUGAUUAAAGUGGGUGGAAGGUCGGUCCUCAUUUGUAGUUGUUUAGCCA